CCGCGGCGGCGGAGGGAGCGCAGUCGGCGGCCAUGUUGGGAUAGUUUGUUGUUUUCUUCCUGCGGAGGAGAAGGGGCCGGUGUGGACAACGAACCGCCCCGGCCUCUCCUCUCUCCUCCCCCUCCCACCCUGCCCCGGUCCUCGGGUGGUCCCUUUCCCACUUUUCACCCUCCCCUCGGCCCGGGAUCAGGCCUCUUCUCCCCGCCAGCUGGUUUGGUGGGGGUGAGGCCGAGAGCCGAGCUCGGGAGUCACCAUGGCGGCUGCCCUGGGUGCGGGCGGAGGAGCGGGAACCGGAGCCGGAGAUGAUGACUUUGAUCAGUUUGAUAAGCCUGGUGCAGAACGGUCUUGGAGAAGAAGAACUGGGGAUGAAGACUGGGACAGUGAACUUGAAGAUGAUUUGCUUGGAGAAGAUUUGCUGUCUGGCAAAAAGAAUCAGUCAGAUUUGUCAGAUGAAGAACUGAAUGAUGAUCUUUUGCAGAGUGAUAAUGAAGAUGAACUAAAUUUCAGUUCUCAGGGUGUCACAAUUAGUCUUAAUACUACAUCUGGAAUGGUUACGUCAUUCGAACUCUCCGACAAUACUAAUGAUCAGUCUAUAGAACAUGAAUCGGAAUAUGAACAAGGAGAGGAUGAAAUGAUUUAUCACAAAUCUGAUGGAUCUGAAUUGUACCCUCAAGACUAUACUGAAGAACAGUAUGAAGGCCAUGAUGCUGAGUUGACAGAAGACCAAAUAGAAUAUGUGGAAGACCAGGGGGAGGAAGAAAUUGACAAUGAUGAAGUGCUAGACAUUGAAAUCAAUGAACCUCUAGAUGAAUUUCCAGAUGAAGAAUACAUGCAGUCUUAUGGUGGGCCGCAAGGAAUGCAAGAGCAAGACUAUGUGGCUGAAGAUGAAUUAGAGGAGAUGGCUGAUUCCCAAGCCGCUCCUGAAUCUGAAGAGGGAGCUAUUGAAACUCUGGAACUCCAAAAAGAAAUUAAAGAGGAAUCUGAUGAAGAGGAGGAAGAUGAUGAAGAAUCUGGACGACAGCGUUUCAAAACUGAACGGAAAGAAGGAACAGUCAUUAGGCUCUCAGAUGUACCUAGAGAGAGAAGAAACAUUCCAGAAACUUUGGAACUUUCAGCCGAAGCCAAAGCUGCUUUGCUUGAAUUUGAAGAAAGGGAACGGCAGCAUAAACAGGGACGAUAUGGCUCCAGGCGAGGAGGAAGGAGAGGAGGCUCUCUGACGUCUCGUGGAACGGGAGAGCAGAGGAGAGAGAACAGUGAGAGAGGAAGGAUGAAAGAUCACAGGCCUGCUCUUCUACCUACACAGCCUCCCGCCGUGACUCACUCACCGAGGUUAAUCCAACCACCUCAGCCACAACCACAGCCACAACCACAACCACAGCCACAACCACAACCACAACCACAACCACAACCACAACCUCCACCUCCACCACCUCCGCCACCACCUCCUCAACAGCAACCUAUUAGAAGUCUAUUCCAGCAGCAACAGCUACAGCCUCUGCUACCCUUACAGCAUCCGCACCAUCCUUCUCCUCCUCAAGGAAUGCAUAUGCCACCCCAGAUGGAAACACCCAGGAUAAUGAUGACCCCCCCACCAGUGACCCCUCAACAACCGAAGAACAUACAUAUAAAUCCACAUUUCAAAGGAACAGUAGUAACCCCUGUGCAAGUGCCCUUGUUACCAGUACCCAGCCAGCCCAGACCUGCUGUAGGACCCCAGAGAUUCCCAGUUCCUCCAGAAUUCCCACAGCAUACUCCUGGGCCCGUUCCUACCAAUUUCAGCCAGCCCCCACGGCUUCCUCUCCAGGACCAAUGGAGAGCCCCACCACCUCCUCAGGACAGAGACCAUUUCUUCUUAGGAGUUUCAGGAGAACCAAGGUUCCCGAGUCAUCCUUUGUUUGAGCAACGAAGUCCCCCUCCACCACCACCACCUCCCACGAUUCUUAACAGCAGUCAUCCUGUUCCUACCCAGAAUCCCUUGCCUUUUACUCAGCCUGGACCAGCAUUUAAUCAGCAGGGACAGCAACCAGUAUUUCCCAGAGAAAGGCCUGUAAGACCAAACAUUCAGCCUCCAGGUCCAGUGGGGAUUCUUCACUUCAACCAACCGGGCUCUGCAAAUACACGGCCUUUCAUUCCUCCCAGACAACCAUUCUUACCUGGCCCAGGGCAGCCAUUUCUUCCUACACACACACAGCCUAAUAUGCAGGGACCCUUGCAUCCUCCAUUACCACCACCACACCAAGCCCAGCCUCAGCCUCAACAGCAGCAGCAGCCCCAGCAUCAAGCACAGCAGCCCCAGCACCAAGCACAGCAUCAUCAGCACCAGCCCCCGCACCAGCCCCCGCUUCAGCCCCCACAUCAGCCUCCCCAUCAGCCUCCACCCCCUCACCAGCCCCCGCACCAGCCUCAGCAGCCCCCGCCUCCCCAUCAGCAUCACCAUCACCUUCCCGUCCCGCCGCCGCCUCUGAUGCCCUUGACUCAGCCGCCAUUUAGGCCUCCCAUGCAGGCCACUCAGCCCCAGCCCAACAGCAAUCGGAUGCAGGGCCCUCAGCGACAGGGCCCGAGACACAGUGCAGCUUCACAGAACGUUGUCAAGCGGCCAAUUCAGCAAAUGCAGCCAACUGCGCCAAGAAAUAGCAAUUUGCGGGAAUUACCAAUAGCACCAUCCCAUGUUAUAGAAAUGAGUAACAACCGUUGCUCCUCUACACCUGCAGCACAAGUGAAACCAAUUACAAGCACCUCACGCACCUCACCCACCUCGAGAUCUGUUGUAGGUGUCAGGACCCCACAGGGAAAGACUGAAAUGAAAGUUAAACCAGUCAGCCCUGUGGCUCAAGCUAAAGCAGAAGUAAAAAAAGAACCAGAGUUUCCUGAUGAAGAUGAAGAAACCAGGUUAUAUCGUUUAAAGAUAGAAGAACAGAAACGUUUAAGAGAAGAAAUCUUGAAACAAAAGGAACUACGACGGCAGCAGCAGGCUGGUGCUAGAAAGAGGGAAUUACUUGAAAGACUUGCACAACAGCAACAGCAGCCUUAUACCCCACAGCCCCCAGUACAGCAGGAGGAACAAACGUCACUUUCGCCCACUAAUGGGAGUCCACUGCUACCUUAUCCUGGUGCACAAGUUAGACAAAAUGUAAAAAAUAGACUUCUUGUAAAAAAGCAAGACAUCACUAUUUCAAAUGUUCAGCCCAAAACUUCAAAUUUUGUACAAGCUGGUGCUAAUUUGCAAUACCAAGGACAACCAAUGAAACCAAUGAAACAGUUGAGACAGAAUAGAACAGUACCUCAAACUCAGCCCCAGCCAUCUCACAAAGGACUUCAAACAAAGCCUCCUGACAUGGAUGAAUUGCCAACUCCAACACAGACUACUAGAGUGGCAUCAGUACAAGGCCAGCCCCAGGAAAUGAAACCUGGAGUGAAAAGGACUGUCAUGCAGCGGGCGAACAGUGGUAGUGGAGAUGGGCCACAUGUCAGCUCCAAAGUCAGGGUGAUUAAGUUGUCAGGAGGGCAGGGGGGAGAGAAUGUUGGCUUUUUUCACCCAGAGGGUCAGCCCCAACGUCUUCCUCAGUCUCCAGAAGUAAGACAGCAUCCUGUACGGAAAGUCACAUUGACAAAGGGAACAACACUUCAUCAACAACAGCAAUCUCCAGUUGCAGCUCACAUACACUCAACUAUUCCUCCAGGAGUUAAAAACAUCCAAGGAAUUCACCCAGCAAAGAAGGUCAUUAUGCAUGGGAGAGGCAGAGGAGUAGCAGGCCAGAUGGGCCGGGGACGCUUGAUGCCAAAUAAACAGAACCUGCGCGUGGUGGAGUGCAAACCUCAGCCCUGUAUUGUGUCAGUUGAAGGGCUUUCUUCAUCAACUACUGAUGUCCAACUGAAAAACCUGCUGAUGUCAGUAGGACCCAUUCAGAGUUUACAGAUGCUUCCCCAGCAACGGAAAGCCAUCGCGAAGUUUAAGGAGCCAGCACAUGCUUUAGCAUUUCAACAGAAGUUCCACAGGCAUAUGAUAGAUUUGUCCCACAUAAAUGUGGCACUGAUUGUUGAAUGAUUUCCACUAAGAGUAACCGACCCUUAUGCUAUAGAAACUACUGUGGAAUUUUCCCAAGGAGAGGCGAUGGGAGCAGUCACAUCAGGAGCCAAGAACUUGGCAGUCUACAAUCUUGCUUAACUGUGUGAUCUGGAGCUGCCAAAAGUACGCUGGAUGCCAAGAAAAGCGGAACUUAGAGGACCCAGAAGCAAUUAGGAGUUUGGUGUCCACUUGCUCCCUGUCCUGUUGUAGCCACAAGGAACUAUAGUUUUGGUUUUUUGUUUUGUUUUUGUUUUGUUUUUUUUUUUUCAAGUGCUUACAAUGCAUGUAGACUUUGUUCUUCAAAAUCUGACUGUGUGAUCACAGUGACUUGGAUUGAGGAAAGAACAUUAACACGUUUCCCCAUCCUAAAGACUUUUUUUUACUAGCAAAGAAUAUUUGAUAAUGGUUGCUCUUAUCUUCAUUGUAGGCCAGAAAAUAAUUUUCUUUAACACACAUAUGUAUCUUCUUAGAAAGACCUCAGAAGGUGUAUGACAAACAUAGAUCAAAUUCGGGGGAUCAAUCUGGUAUUUGUGUAGCCUAAAUGGCUUGGAGAUAAGAGGUAUUAUUGGGUUGAGAGUUGUACCAAUGAAACAGACAGGUUCUCAUUCUUGUAAAUAAGUCCAAGCCCAGCCUCACAUUCUCUCAGUUCCUAAUGGAAACCUUUCUUCCCUGUCUUUCUUCAUGUCCACUUUCUCCCAGUUCUCUCCCCCAGAGUUAAAUAGGUGUAACUCCAAUUUUCCCGUUGGCUUAAAAAGAAUCAUUUAAAAAUUUCUCUCACAGGCUCAUAAACUGGUUUGCUACUAAUAUGAGCCACUUCUUUUCCAAGGUUGAACACUAUGUGGGAAUAACACUGGUGAUCACUGUUCUAAUUAUCAUCGUAUCUUUGUAAUUCCACAUAAAGAGAUAGCAAGUCAGUGAUUGUUGUGUAGGCGUAACCAAUACAACCCAAACUGUGGGUUCCCUGCUCAGAUUGCUUUUACUAAGUAAAUUUGGCCUGUUUCCUUUUGAUGAGAAACUUACUCUUUCCAAAGGAGCACAGUCUGUUAAGGUUAAUAAGAAAGUGCCUUAGUUCCAUCUUUGCUCCCAUAUUUUGUGAAAGAUAUUUAUCAUUUGGGAUAGAUAUUUCAGUGGGUACCUAAACUAUUGGAGCAGAGAGUCCUAGGGCAUUUGUGGACUUUCAAAUUAGCUUUUGUACUGAAAGCUCCCUGAGCAUGUUGAUAGGCCUUAUCACAUGAGAGAUUCAGAAAGAAACUUAGUGUACUUUGAUGCAUUCACUAGAUAUCUGGCAAAAGGGUCAAACUGUAGAGUCCCCUAAACAUGAGUCAACCACAUGAGUGGUCCUUUAUACCUUGUAUCCUUUCUUAUAGGAGACAAAGUUCACCUAGCCUUUGUCAUGUAUUUUCUCGUAGCAUAGAUUUUGUAUUACUUUUCAAAUUAAGUUACCAAAAAAAAUUUUUUUAAGGCUAAAACCUGGGAUUAUGGUAUUUCAGACCUUGAUGAAUCUUUCGAUAAAGUUGAUUCUGAAAGAACAUCAUGUUACGUUUGAGACUGGAAAGUAGUCUGUUUUCUUUUUUUAAUGACUGUCUAAAAAUUUGCAUCUAAGCAUAGGGACUCACUAGCCCAAAUGGGAUCCAAUUAGGAUUUCUCCAAAGAAAGGGAAUUUAGGAUAGAACUCUCUGCCUCCCUAGCUAAUGUGGGUUUCAUUUGAUUCGAAUGGCCGCCUCCACUCCCCAAACCUAGCCUUGGCAGGGGUCAUUGCUGCUUUCACCAUAAUUUUCCAUAUGAAAGGCCAUACAUAGGCAUGGCUUUACUGGCCUGAGACAGGCUGUCAACUCCUAUCUCAGGCACACCCUUUUUCCAAUGGAUGCUCACACUCAAGAAAGCCCUGUCCCUUCAGUCCUGCCCGAGAGCUGUGUUAAUUGCAGGCGCACGUCAGCUAGGAGCAACUUGAAAGCUUUCGGUCCACUCACCUUAGUGGGUCGGCUUAUAUCUUAGCGAGCUUGAUUUUGAUGGGAACUAGAGACUGAACUUUGGGGAACUUGGUGAGAUUCCCCUGGGGACAGUUUGAUCAGUUUUAAUGUUUCCUGAAAGUCGAAAAAAAUGUUUUUUUCUUUCCAACUUGACUUCGAAAUAAAAAAAUCUGGAUGCUAUCUCUCCGAGUUAGUAAGUAGUGUAGAAGCAGGCUUCUUUCUAGUCACCAUUGAAAAUAAAACUUAAUAGGAAAUGCACUGACAUAUUUUGUACUUUUUUCAAGUCCACUUUUUGCAUUAUCUGGGUAUUUUAGGUGGGGGCUAUCUUGUAUGUACAGGUGAUUAUGCACAUAGCCAUAAAUGAGCUAUUCCUUAAGGAUGAGGUCCCCCAAAACGAGAUAACUGAUAGGAUAAAUCUGGGUUUUUAUUGAGAUACUUGUUAGGAUCACUACCUAACCAGUGCACAUGAGUUCUCCUGAUAUAAAGUAACUUGAGCAACAGAAUUGAGGUUUAAUUCCUGGUUGUGGUUUCUCCCACAAAGGAAGAGGAGAAGGGAAGCCAAAUUAGCAGCAAGGGAUGUCAGUUUCCAUUCUUGCCGUUUAAAUCAGCUCCCCUAAGCUUAACCCUCUUGGAAGAUCUGUGGCAACCAUUAUCUUUGUUCUUUCUUUAUCAUGCAUUUAAAGGGAGAUGCAGAAUGCAAGCCGCUGCAUCCAACUGUACUCUGUAAAUAUGGACCUUUUAAAAUUAAAAUGUUAUUCAAGAUGGAUAUUACUCAGCAACCUCUUAGCUAUUUGUUAGUUUUUUGUGUUGUCAUAUCAAAGUUGAAUGGAUACCGUUCCAUAAAUGUGGAUGUGUUUUUGUGUGUAUCUUCGAUUUUUAUAAAGACUGUAGUAAGUCAAUACUUUUAUCCUGACCUGUGUAUUAUUUGUUCACAAAAUCCAGAAGCUUAAAACUAACUAGGAAUUUAAGACCAGUCGAUCUCAUUCAGUCAAUACACUAGGUGAUUAUGUGGAACCAUUCCCCUCUUCCUCCUUUUCUUUUGGCAUUGCCGUGGUUUUUGGUCCUGUGCUGUUCUUUACCUCUAAUAAGCAAACCUGUUCAAUAGCAUUGGUUUGACCAUGUGCCUUGGGAAAUUCUUAGGUUAGUCUUCUGUUGGGGAGGGGAGGGAAGGGGGCACUCUUUUUUCUGAAAGAAACUUGCAAGAGUGUUCCCCUUGGGGCACAAACCAUUUAUGAAAUUUAUAGGUAACUGGUUUUUAUUGGGUUCAACCAGUUAUGGGCACAAGAAUGGGGAAGGUUGUUCUCGUUAUGUUGGUUUUCAUUUUUUUUUUGUGACGCUCAGAUGGAAUGUCAUCUUGUUCUGCUUUUAUUUAUUUAUUUCCCCCCCACAAUUCUGAGUUGAGACAGUAGGUUGUCAUUCUACUGGUCAUGGUGCUGAAUUGUGGUGUGUUUUUUUUUUUAGACAUUCAAAUUUGAUCAUGAGAACAGUGUUAGUAUUUUAAGGCAUCGGGUAAGGUUCAUAGAGAGGGGAUAGGGAUCAGGAGAAAGAAAUUUUACAAAACUGUGAAAUCUUAGGCAUUCAGAAUAAAAGGUCUUUUAAAAGUCACACCUCUAGAAAACAGGUUACUAAGAACACCCAAGGAAAUUGAGAAAUCUAUAUAGACUGGUAUUUUAAAGUAACAGACAGAAAUGGAAUGAGUGUCCUCAAUUCUGUCCCAAUUAGAACUUUACUAUGUAGCCUGUGCCAAAGGGCUCCAGCUGACUGACCACUACAGUGUUUCUAACUGCAGCCUUUAAUAAUGUGCUUAUACUUGGGGCCCAGCUUGGAUUAUCAAUGAGGUUUCAACCUUGGGGCUGUUCUGUUUCCCAGAAGGCUUGUCUUACAAAGAUUGGGUUUCAGAGUUUGUUUCCCAUAUCACUUUGGUUUAGUUUUUUUUUGUUGUUGUUGUUGUUUGUUUGUUUGUUUGUUUGUUUGUUUUGUUGAAUUGGAAGGUAAGCUCACCAUGUUCACGAAUGCUUUGGCAUAGAUGGGGCAUUUGUUAUCUUUCUAGCACUGGGGAAAACGAUUGCAUUUUUUUUCUGUCUGAAGCACUUUUUUUUAUGCUUUUGAGUAUAUUAGAAACCUCAUUAGCUUUAUUUAUGGCUAGUUUUCUGACCCCGUACUUCACCCUCACCCACCCCCAUCCCCAUCCCCAUCCUCCACUCCAUGCUGUUCCACUACAUGUUAAUAAGAAAUAAGUCCAAGAGAGUUCUGUGUAUUAAAAGUGAAAAGUAAGUGGCUUAAUUUUUGAUCCUUGAUAUCUCCUCCACAGUAGUUUUUGUAUUAUCUUCUCCAGCAGCCUAGCGUUUCCUUUAUUCUUAGAGGUUUCAGUUCUAGCUUCAGAUACUUUUAGAUUAAACUCUUGCUUUUAUUCAUCAAAGCACAAUUAAAAAAAAAAAUUCUUGCAGUAGAAUACUUGAGGGUGUUUUUGGUACUUUAAAACAACAACAACAAAAAAGGACCCUCUGAGUUCGAUAGUUCAAAAGAACUUCUGGGGAUGGGAAAAGGAAGGGGAAAUAGGAUCAGAGAUACUAUAUAGGGGCAAGACAGUAACCAAACUGCAACUAGUACAGGUUGAUUUUAGAGGAAGACUGUCUGAUGUGAUCUCUCAACUCCCCCCCCCCCCCCUUUUUUAAUGUGAAUGAAAUGUUACCUUGAACGUUCUUUAACAUAUUAAAGAAUUCGCCAAAGGUAUCUAACCUUAAGUCAGUAUUAAAUCCUAAGGAUUUUCUGUAAGGUAUUUUGUGACCUAUUUAAUUUUUAAUCUUAAAAAUACACACAUUAGCCACUUAAGCCCAUGUAUUGUGUAAAAACAAAACAAAAACACUGAUUCAUAUUGGAUCCUCAUGUAUACCACCUUCUUAGGGUAUAAUAUGGUUGGGAAGGAUCAUUUGUUUCACUCUGCUUUUUAUAGAGGAUGCGUUAUGGUAUCCACUCUCCAUUUCUAUGCUCUUGCUUGGGGUGGGGAAGUAUUUUAUGUUCUUGAGCAUAGGAGGAGGGACACCUGGUUGCCUUCCAGAGCUUUCUGUCGAGGGCUUAAAUUUUCCUUUCACAUCUCACCAAAUGAAAUGGAAAGGGGUCAUUGAGUAUUUUGGUUUGGUUUGAUGAUAUUUAUUUUUACCAAGUUGUGUAAGAGUAAAAUAACAUUUGGAAAAUGUGAUGGGCCCACUUAAGCUCAACACCCCAUAGAGGGAUGAUGUUUUCAUCAUGUAGACUUCACAUUGAAUAUGUUCUAUAAGCAGACCUGUUUUGUAGUCAUUUAAUAUGACUUUUUAAAAAAAUUAUUUUUAAUUUUAAAAAAUUAAGAUAUAUUCCUGUGAUCGGAUUUCACUUUCUUUACAUAAUUUGUUUAGGCAAAUAGUUUACUCUAAUAAUUUCUUAAGAAUAUAUAUGUGUGUAUAUAUAUAUAUAUAUUUAUAUAUAUAUGUAUGUAAUUCACUUGGGGAUAGGAAUAAUUGGUGGUUAGGGAUUUUGUUUUGUCUUUUUAGAUGAAAUAAAAUAGCAACUUGUAUUAAUAAUUCAGCUUUGCUUUUCACAGGUGGGGAUGCAGAAUUUUUAAUUUUUUCCCCCUCUGAGGAUUUUUACUUCUAGAGUUGUAACUCCCCUACUUUAUUUGCAGGUACAACAAAGAAAAGGCAAGGAUUCUGACUUAUUCCCGCUUGUUUUUACUUUUUCCAUUCUGGGCUUUUCUGUAAUCAUUCUUGCUCCAUCACUAACAUUCAUUGGGUUAGUUUGGUAAGGUGCCUUCCUCCUCAUGCUUCUCCUUUUCCUACCUGCCAUCUUCCCACUUUUUUUUGCUGAAACUAGCCAGCCAUUUCACUCUGCUAGUCCGUCUUUCCAUUCUGAAAAUCUGUUUUUGACUUUGACUUUUCAUUCUCCUUGCCCCCCCUUUCUGUCUUCCUCCUCACCCUGUAUCUAUCUGCCUCAUGUGCCUGCUUCACAUUCACCCUACAUUCUUGCUUCUUUUUAGUUACAAAUAAUUUCCCCCCACUACCCACGUAGUCCACCCUUUAUUUGAACAAAAAUUAUGCUUUUAAUUUUGACGUGCAGUAUUUAAGUGUUUUCAUCUAAACUUAAUUGCUUUGACAGGUUUCUGCUCUUAAUUGAUUUCUCUAGGUCGCCGAAUAGAGGGAGUAACAUUUUAAUUCUCUUAUUUUGCAGUUUUACCUUUUUUUCUAUAGGGUUGUUCGUUGGUCCUUUAGCAAGGACCUUGUUGUCUGAGGUAUAAAAAUGAAGAUAUAAUGACUCACCCAUUUUCUUUGUUUUUAUUUCCUCUCCUUUUGUAGGAGCUCUGGUUCUUGUUGAGUUCAGGAUAGGAUUAGUGCGCCAUAUUGUUGCCACUGGAUGUGAUGGCUUAUUUGACCUUACUCUAUUACUUUCACUGACUGUGAUCCUUCCUAAACCUGUAAUGUCUGUACAGUGUACAUUACUGUAUUUGGGGAUAUGGGAGCAUUUACGUCAGAGGUACCAUUCUGAUAUGGACUGUGAAGUUUAUGUUUUUGGGAGGGCAUUCAUUGAAAGUUUACCAAUAAAGAGACGAGUUUGUCAUGAUCCUGACUUUUCCUCUGGGUUCCUCCAUUUUGUGUUUUCUCCCAAACAAAGCCUACAGAAAUAAAUGAUGUCUUCCCUUGAGAACAAUCAUGUCACCUUGUUAAACUAUGUUCUCCACCUUGCGUUAGCCAUUGUACCAACUCUAUCAAGGAAUGCAUGUAAAAAGCAACACAGUGGAGAGCCAAUAAUGUACAGUUGUGUAUCAUUUGUGAUUUCAUGAUGAAAACUGUUUGUAUGAUGAAAUAUGUUAUUACUUGAUGGGCAUGUAAAUAAAAUGUUCAUUUUCCAGUU
Molecule: messenger RNA, 10917 nt
Organism: Dromiciops gliroides (monito del monte)
Lineage: Eukaryota; Metazoa; Chordata; Mammalia; Microbiotheria; Microbiotheriidae
Gene: RBM33
Product: RNA binding motif protein 33
Exons: 19
Coding region: 254-4045 (1263 amino acids)
Molecular function (GO): RNA binding
Source: RefSeq, a predicted model, not a curated record